AUGAGUUUGAGCGGUACCAAUGGUAGAGUUCCAUACGACGAGGAGGUGGGGUUUUUACCAACCUCAAAAGAUAGUCCUGAUACGAAUGAAAAUGAAGCAGGACAAAAAGACACCUAUCGUUUACUUACAAGAGAAGACUUGAUGCAGCUAGACAGCAAAGAGCCGUUGUGGUUACGUCUUCGAUGGGGUCUAUUUAUAUUGUUUUGGAUUGUUUGGAUUGGACUCCUCUUAGCGGCAAUCUUGAUAAUAGUGUUCACUCCCAAGUGUCCUCCAAGACCUGUUCUGCCUUUCUGGAGAUCAAGUACUGGGUAUUGGGUCAACCCAUUUGCUUACGCGGAUUCUACCGGUGACAAAAUCGGAGAUCUACGAGGCUUGGUCGAAAGACUCGGAUAUAUCAAAAGUACUAUAGGUGCGGGAUUCAUUGUCCUCAGUUCUAUUUUCUCCGGUCAGUCUACUAAUGACCAGAAAACAUUGGGUCUUGUGGACGAUUUCUAUACUAUUGACCCUGCAGCUGGUACUAUGGAAGAUUUUAAGUAUUUUGUGAGGUCAUGCCACAAAAAUGGUAUUCAUGUGGUCUUGACCAUGGACUUUAAUUCUGUCUCUGCGAAACAUUCAUGGACUGAUUCAACGUCUAUGCUCGAACCAUAUCCGAGUGGUGGACGGUUUGUUGAUCUUAAUCUGAGAGAGUCAGUUACAUUAGAUCGUGUUUCUGAUGUGGCAAAGUUUUGGCUCAAUGAGGGCAUAGAUGGAAUUCUCUUAGACAAUGUUGCUUUCUAUGUUGAAAACAGUGCAGAACCCACCGCCCCGGUUACAAAAGAGUUGGGUUCACAAUGGUUUGCUAAAUAUCCGACAUCACAAAUUUACCUGAAUGAAUCAGUGGAGGUUGUUCGCAGAAUUAGAAAGGUUGUCGAUGAAAUGUCGGAGUCCAGUGGGAAACCGAAGUUAUUGGCAGUUGAUGCUGGUAAUACAGGAUAUGGUAUUAGUGAGAAGGAAGACCCUUCCAUGCAGUAUCUCGGGACGAAAGAUUCGCCAGCAGCACAUGUAGUUGUAAGCCGUCAGUUUGUUAAGCAGCGUGGUUGGAAAGCACCUCCAACUAAUCCUCUCGUGAUAAACAACAAUAUUUUGACGUAUGAUAUGCUAAGUGUGGAUGACAGAGAUUCCAUGGCUUUGGCAGCUGCUUCAACUACUGACCCUAGACAGUCUGAUCUAGUUGCUUUGGCUGCUACGUUUCUGCUUCCAGGCACUUGUCUACUGUAUUAUGGUUCGGAGUUAAAUGAGGAGACGAGAAAUACCAAAUUCACUGCCGAUUUUUACCCGUUUGAUGAGAAGACUGUGUUCACUGGCUCUAACGAAACUGAUGUGCUUUUAUCUCAAUUAGCCAUGCCUUGGGAUCAAUCUGGAGUUGGUUUCUCGGCGAUGCUAUCAAAUGUUACUUCUUUUACAGAAUAUUUGAAAGCCUUUAAAUUUAAUGAAACAGUCGAGUCCGCAACAUCAAGUGGUCGUGGGAUUACUUCUCUCUCACUUGUUCAAGAUCUUGUAGCGAUCCGUAAAAAUGAAAGCUUGCUAUGGGGAGGUUUCAGGAUGUUGCAACCCAGUCGCAUUACAGAAGAGUUGAAUUUUGAGGUAUUUGAACGCAAAGCCGAAGGUUUCCCAGCCUUCAUAAUUGUUUUACGCAAAGAGUCCAAUGCGGUCAGUGGGACAUUUGACUUUUCUAGUGUGUGCCCUAGCAUCAUUCCAAAAAUAAUCUAUCCUCCAAAUAAAAAUUUCCCAAUUGAUCAACCAGUUAGUAGUCAACGUGUUUACCUGAAAUCUGAUGGGCAACCUAUGAUAUAUGUUUUCAAAUGUGAAUGA
Schistosoma curassoni is the source of this 1851-nucleotide messenger RNA. NCBI's taxonomy places the organism in Eukaryota, Metazoa, Platyhelminthes, Trematoda, Strigeidida, Schistosomatidae. The record is from the annotation of a GenBank genome assembly.